This is a messenger RNA of Penicillium angulare, 1035 nucleotides long. Its product is annotated as NUDIX hydrolase. Gene Ontology annotation, molecular function: hydrolase activity, acting on acid anhydrides, in phosphorus-containing anhydrides. Gene Ontology annotation, cellular component: mitochondrion. The record is from RefSeq and is a predicted model, not a curated record. Bases 1 to 1035 code for a protein of 344 amino acids. Lineage: Eukaryota; Fungi; Ascomycota; Eurotiomycetes; Eurotiales; Aspergillaceae. The transcript is spliced from 3 exons.
AUGCCACGCAAACAAAGCAAUGGCAAUCAUAAAAGAGAAGUCGCCAUUCCUCGACCUAGUUCUAGUGUGAUUCUUGUCUCUCCCACAAACGAAGUUCUUCUGCUUCACCGCGUGCAUACUUCUACCUCCUUUGCAUCUGCUCAUGUCUUUCCAGGCGGAAACCUCUCAGAUCAGGAUGGUCCAUGUCCUCCCCCGGAGGACCACACGCGACACGACGAUGCGCCCCAUUACCGUAGAGCGGCAAUCAGGGAGCUGUUUGAAGAGAGUGGAAUCCUUCUCGCCAAGAACCAGACCACAGGCAAGAUGCUCGUGGUCGACGAGAAAACUAGGGAUCAAGGCCGAGCCUUGAUUCACCAAAAUAAACUUACUUUCGACGAGUGGCUGAAGCAGCAGCAUUCAGAAGCUGAGCCUGAUACAGCUAACUCUUCUGAAGACAAAUUGGUCCCUUUCACUCGCUGGGUGACACCUACAAACGUCCCCAAGCGGUAUACGACCCAGAUGUACAUAUACUUUAUGCCACUACCCGUUGAUGUGGACAAAGAACUUCUUGAAGAACUUCCCACAGAAGGUGAACGUGAAGAAAUCCAGGUUCCAUCUAGCGACGGCGGUAUCGAGGUAACCGAGGCCCAGUUUCUUCCAGCUUCUGAGUGGCUUCGCCGAGCUCAAAGUGGGGAGAUUAUUCUUUUCCCUCCUCAAUUCCUUCUCUUGGAUGUUGUAUCUGGAUUCUUGGACCAGGAGCCCCGAUCAGAUGCAUCCUUAGAAGUACUCAAGAAACGACGGGCAGCGUUGCUCGGUUUUAUCCAUUCAGGCUCCCCACCAUGGACAGAUAAGGUUAUUGCGCCCAAAUUGCUUAAAAUGACAGAAGAUGGACGCUCAGUGCUGGCACUUGACGAUUCUGGGCCUGAGCUGAAAGGAUCCGGACGACGAGGCGAGCCAGAUCGGGUUGUAGUCUUGAAGUUCAAGAAGGAGGGCGCAAGAGAGGUGCGAGUAGCAUGGAAGAAGGAUAUUAUGCAAGAAGAACGGAGCAAUCUUUGA